AUGUCGUCUAUGCCCGACCAAGCAGGCUUGAAAUGGGUGGAGGGUACAUGGGGCGAACAACAACCGCGAUGGACCAAGGAGCCAUCGCUGGAUAUCGUCCUCCAAAUUGCUUGCCAUCACCUUGGCUUGGCUACUAGCCCAGAGACCACUAUUGCUUUCCUCAGCCAGGGUGGAUUCAACAAACUCUUCAAAAUUACCUGCUCAAUUGGCAAUUUCGUCAUGAGGGUCUCCUUGCCUGUGGAUCCCUUUUACAAAACCGCUAGCGAAGUGACCACCCUUGACCUCAUACAGCACCACACUACUAUCCCUGUGCCAACUGUGAUCGCACAUGAUGCUUCCAAUGAGAACGAGCUCGGCUUUGAGUGGAUACUUAUGGAAUACGUGUCUGGAAUUACGCUCGAUGAGGCUUGGACCACGAUGACAUGGCUUGAGAAGUGCAAGCUGGUGGAGAGAAUUGUCGAUAUAUCAUCGCAGCUGUUCCGGCUACGAAGUGAAACCAUUGGCAACAUAUACAGAGCAGAUGAUCCAGUCCCCAACAUUUCGGAUCGGUCGAUUCCAGAUGAUCAUGGAAUAAGUUCGAAAUACAUGAUGGGUCGAAUCGUUUCCAUGCCCUUCUUUUGGGCAACCCGCUUGUCACUGGAUAUCCACCGAGGCCCGUUUAAGUCUAGCACGAAUUGGUUGAUGACAAGACUGGCGCUUCUGAAACAUGACACUGAGCAGCCACUGCCUUCCGACGCCGACUCCGAUGACGGAGAAGAGAUAGACUUGAAUAGGGAAAUGAUCACACUGCUUCUUCAAUUUAUGCCGCACUUCUUCCCGGCUGACGUGGAAGAAAGUGAGGGCUUUGGCCUCCGUCACGAUGACAUAUCACGCCGGAAUAUUAUGGUCGAACCUUAUACAGGAGAGCUCACCGCACUCGUUGACUGGGAAUGCGUUUCGAUGGUACCACUGUGGAAAGUCUGCCAGCUCCCGUGGGUUCUAAUAUCACGCGAACGUACAACCGAACCUCAAAAGCAUCGUUACACACACGAAGGCAACGAAACCGAUGAGCUGUACUUUAUUCAUCUCGAGGAGUACGAAAAGACAUGUCUCCGACAGCUAUUCUUCGAGCAUAUGGCAAAGCUCGAGCCGGCCUGGAUGGAAGUACAUCGCCUGUCGGAAGCAAAAGCAGACUUUGACUAUGCGGUUGAGAAUUGCGAUUGUGAGAUACAUCGCAAGCAGAUCAGGACAUGGUUGGAGAAUGUGGCUGCUGGUAAAGAGCAGGAUAGUCUUCGAGCUUUGAUGUUGAAAUGA
Messenger RNA from Letharia lupina, 1293 nucleotides. RefSeq lists its product as uncharacterized. Gene Ontology annotation, cellular component: mitochondrion. The transcript has a single exon. Lineage: Eukaryota; Fungi; Ascomycota; Lecanoromycetes; Lecanorales; Parmeliaceae. The coding region runs from base 1 to 1293 and encodes 430 amino acids. The record is from RefSeq and is a predicted model, not a curated record.